GUUAGGUGUUUCUCCGCGCGAUGCCUCCGCCCCAGCCAACGCCUCCUGCCCGGCCAGGGAGCCGGGUGCAGAGCGGGGGACGCGAUGGGAGACGCAGGGCCGGGCCUUCCCCAGCGGACUCCGCGGGGCUCCUUGCUCAGGGCUGGGGCGGGGAGGGAGGGGGGCAGCGAAGGCGGGAGAGGUCGGUCUACCCGGGCCGAGAGGGCCAUGGGGAGGGCCGGGGGAAGGGGCGUCGCUGCUCGCGUUAAGCUUCCACAGCCUGCAGCAGAGGCGGCGGGGCUGAGCCGCGGAGGAGAUGGGGUUUGCACCAGCGUCUGCAUUUCUCCUCGCAGCCCCGGCGCCACCGCCCCUCGCCGGGCUUCGGCGCCCGAUAGGCCGCGCAGGGUGAGCGCGGGCGCCGGCCGGCGGCACCUCGCCGAGGACUGGAGGCGAGGGCGCCGCGAGGUCGCGGAGGGGGGACUCCGCGAGCAGGGCGGCCCGCGCGUCCCCGGAUCGCAGCAACUCCGGCCGCCGCCGGGCCGCGGCCAGGACGGAGCUCCCCGCGCGCCCCCCGGGGGCCAGCAGCGGCCGGAGGGCGGCGCGGGGCUCGGCCCCUCCGCCCAGCAGCUCCGCGCACCCGGCGGCGGUGGCGGCGUGGUUUCGGGUGCCCGGGCAGCCUCCGGACCGAUGGCCGGCAGCGACGCGAACGAAGAGGGUCCCGUGCGGAGGGGCGGCGCGGCGAGGCGUCCGGGGGCCCCAGGAGGGCGGGGAAGCGAGGCUGCCGCCAGCUGCCCGGAGCCGCUGUCCACUGCUGAAGCGCCGGCCGAGGGCGCCGUGCUGCCGGCUUGGAUGCGCCUCUACUUCUACGGGAUGCACGGGGUCACCCUGGACGUGCUCCUGUCCGCGGCGCACCGCUUCGCUCGCCGCCCGGACCUCCGGAUGCUGGGCUUCUCCUCGCCCUACCGUUGCCUCCUGCACUCGCUCACCCACUUGGCCCUGGAGAAAGUCUACCUGCAGCAGCGGCGCUGCCCCAGCGCCUUCGUCUUCAAUUUCCUCCUCUACCCCUCGGCCCACGUGGGGUUGCAGACCCUGGCGGGCGCGCUGCUCCACCGGGUCGGCGGGCCGGGGGGCGCAGCGGCGCCGGGGGCGCUGGACUUGGCCCUGCAGUACGUGCUGGCGCUCUACCACUGCCAAGUGUUCCUGAAGCGCUUCCUGCACUUGCGGUACCAGCGGCGGCAACAGCUGCGGGGCGCGCCCCCCGCCCCUGCGGGUGCCCGGGCCCCAGUGACAGCCGGUGGUAGGCGGCGGCGACCUCGCGGUCCCAGGGGCGCUGGGGGAGCCCCCAACCAGGGGCUGCCGGAUCUGCUCCGCUUCCUUUUCUUCGGAAUGCACGGUUUUUUGGAUGAGAUCUUCUUCACAUUCUUCUUUAACCUGCUGGGGCCCGGGGACGGGACAAGCAGCGGCCACACGUCGCUCUGGUCCUUCUUUAUGUACGGCAGCUGCAGUUUUGUGGUGGAAAAGCUCUAUUUCCACCUCCACUACAGUCGGGGCUGGGGCACCUGGAAGCGAGUACCCUUCUACGUGAUCUUCAUCUACGCGUGGGAGUUGUCCUGGGGCCUGGGACUCCGCGCUUGGGGCGCCUGUUCCUGGGACUAUUCUCACUAUCCGCUCAAUUUCAUGGGCCUUAUCACGCUGAUGUAUUUACCUGGUUGGAUAUUCCUUAGUGUGUACCAGGACCUACUUUCCAAUGUGUUGUGGCGGGUGCAAUACGUACCAUCUAACUAAGACCAAAAAAAGGGGGCACUGGAUUCUCAUGAAUGAAGGCGAUUUAUUUUUACACAAUAAAACGGAGGGCUUUUUUUUUUUUUUUUAGCCUUUUAAUUUUUAUACCUUUUACUAAACUUUACCACCAACCUGUUUUAUUCGACAUUUUAGUUUUUCUAUUGGGAACGUAUGCAUAAUACGAUAAUACUUUGAAAUAUUGCUGGAAAUGUAACUCAGAGUACUUAACUCAUCAAUAUUUUAAAACCCUCACUAGUCCAAACAGCAAACCAUCAUACCUUAACAUCAGAAAGCUGUAGUAUUCACUUAUUUGCACUUAUUUGGCGUAGGUGGGUGAUAGUUACUAUUUUAUUUUAUUUUUUUAAGUAAGGAAGUUCUUCAACUCAGACGCCAGUGAUUUUUACAAGAUUAGGGGAAGUUUUCUGAUUUAAUGAUUUGUUUACUUUCCUUUUGGAAAAGACAAUGGCAACCCACUCCAGUACUCUUGUCUGGAGAAUCCCAUGGACGGAGAGCCUGGUAGGCUGCAGUCCAUGGGGUCGCUAAGAGUCGGACACGACUGAGCGACUUCACUAGCAAUUUCACUUACUUUCCUUUUAAUCCAAUGUCAUUUUAAUUUCCUGCCAUGUUUGCCAAUGACUGCUGAAAUCCAGUGUCUUGUACUUCUGAAACCACAAUUAAUAGCUUUUAAAGUGCCUCUGUAUAGCACACAAAUGAAAAGAAGCUGACAAAUUUGAAAACACACCCUAUGAAUCGAUUUUUAGAUAAGAAAUCUUUUUUAGCAACUCAGACAGGUAACACUGUGUUAAGAUAUUGAUCUCCUUCCUGGAAAUGAUUGCUUUCCAAUGUGGAUUAGCCUUAAACGCCAAAUGUGUUAACGUUAAUCAGAUCCUGUGUUAUCUUUGGCUGUAAAUUUUAGUCCUUAUGCAAUCAUGUAAAAUUUCUACCUUACAUGUGCAAGGGCCAUGCAAAAUUAUACUAUCCUUAAUAGUGUUCUAACCCUAAGGACUCUUUUCUAUUUGAAGUUUCAAGAGUAAAAGCAAUCCCAUGGAAUAAAAUGAACUAGAAUAUUCAUCCUAAUUGUAUUAGCCCGAAUUGUUUUCAGAGGAUACAGAUAUGUGUUUUCAGCCUAUUUCUGCCAUGGCUCACUUGUAAACAUUUUUCCGUUUCCUUUGGGUCCCCUACAGAGUUCUUGGUUUAAAGUCCAAUGUAGUUACGUGCAUUAUAAAUCAAUGAUAGCUCUUUGGUGACUUGUUCUUAAAGUUUGGAAGCUCCAAGUUAAAUAAGAUGAUGUGAACCAUUUGAGAAAUCAUAGCUAAUCAAUUAAUAAUGUACUUUAAAUUUGUUUACUGUGUUUUUAUUAUAUUUAGAAAAGACAAAUCGACUAUUGAGUAUAGCUCAUCCAAGGAUGACUAAUACCUUCUUAGUUUUUGUUAUAAAGAUAAUUAAGAAAGCUUGGAGUGUAUACAAAUUAAUAUAUAUUCCUAUUCAAGUUGUUAGCUUGCCUAUACUGUAAAAGGGCUUCCCAUGUGGCACUAGUGGUAAAUAACCUACCUGCCAGUGCAGGAGGCAAAAGAGAUGUGGGGUCAAUUCCUGGGUUGGGAAGAUCCCCUGGAGGAGGGCAUGGCAACCCACUCCAGUGUUCUUGCCUGGAAAAUCCCAUGAGCAGAGGAGCCUGGCAGGCUACAGUCCAUAGGUCACAAAGAGCUGGACAUGAUGAACAACUAACACUUUCACUUCACAGCAGAACUGUUGAGAGAUCAGCUCAAAGCUGCUUCUCCUCUCCUCUGUCACACUGAUUGUUUUAGCCAGUCAAAGCUUGAGUAGAAACUGUUGAAAGUAAUUAAAUGUUUGCAGAGAAUAAAAGUGUCACUUUGUGGAAAAGA
Messenger RNA from Bubalus bubalis (water buffalo), 3644 nucleotides. RefSeq names its product transmembrane protein 229A (gene TMEM229A). The transcript has a single exon. Bases 85 to 1764 code for a protein of 559 amino acids. The record is from RefSeq and is a predicted model, not a curated record. Lineage: Eukaryota; Metazoa; Chordata; Mammalia; Artiodactyla; Bovidae.